UCAACUUUUGUGAUGUUUCUCUGAGUUUGCUAUUGAUCUAUUUCCAGUUUAUUCUUCUCCGUCCUGCACGUUACUAUACUAGCAACAUGUAACAGCAAUAGUUUGUGGUCUGACAGGUUCGUGUUAGGACAGCAUGCUAUCCAAACCAGAGAACUAAAGUUUAAAGAAUGGCUUUGAAAGCACACAGUGAUGUCUGGACUCACUUUGAUGACCCUCUCUCUGGCUCUGUCUUCGGUGUGACCGCCAUGUCCCAGAUGCUCCACAUGGAGAUCCCUAACUUCGGCAGCAUGGUGCUGGGCUCCCUGAAUGAGCAGCGGCUGCAGGGCCAGUACUGCGACGUCUCCAUCAUGGUGAAGGGCCAGGCGUUCAAGGCCCACCGUGCCGUGCUGGCUGCCAGCAGCCUGUACUUCCGCGACUUGUUCAGCGGCAGCAGCAAAGCACAGUUCGAGCUGCCAUCCUCCGUCACGCCAGCCUGUUUCCAGCAGAUCCUCAGCUUUUGCUACACGGGGAAACUGACCAUGGCCGCCAGCGAGCAGCUGGUCGUGAUGUACACCGCCGGGUACCUGCAGAUCCAGCACAUUGUGGAGCGUGGUAUGGACCUCAUGUUCAAAGCCAACUCGCCACACUGCGACUCAGCCACAGCCUCCAUGGACGAGCCCAACUCGGACCCACAGAGUCCCAGCACCCACCCGCUGGUGCCGGCCGGCUGGUCACCCUCGCUGCCAUCGCAGGCCCGCAGGAUCAAGCUGGAGGAGCCGCUGGCUAAACGAGCCAGCAGUGGUGAUGGGACGCGUUCUGGACGGGGCGUGCCACUGUUGUCGUGGGGCACAUUUCCACUUGGGGCUCCGGCAUAUCUCGGAGAGCGUUCCAGUCCGGGAGCGUCCAGCCUUCCGACCACAGACAGCCCCACAUCGUACCAGAAUGAAGAUGAGGAGUUUGAGGAAGAGCCGUUCGAUGCAGACGAGACCUACAGCCAGCUGUGCGGCCGCUCGGCCAACCCUUACGGAGUGGCAGAGAAGCCGGAGAUGGCGGUCAUGCCAGUGUCGCUGGAGAACCGCUCGUGUGUGCUGAUCCGUAGGGAUCUGGUGGCUCUGCCCGCUAGUCUCAUCAGUCAGAUCGGCUACCGAUGCCAUCCCAAACUCUACACAGAGGGAGACCCCGGAGAGAAACUGGAACUGGUGGCAGACACAGGUGUGUUCAUGACCAGAGGUCAGCUGAUGAACUGUCAUCUGUGUGCUGGUGUCAAACACAAGGUGCUGCUGCGCAGGCUCCUCGCCACCUUCUUUGACAGGAACACACUAGCAAACAGCUGUGGGACGGGGAUCCGAUCGUCAACCAGCGACCCCAGCCGAAAACCACUGGACAGUCGAGUCCUGAACGCUGUCAAACUUUACUGUCAGAACUUUGCACCCAACUUUAAGGAAAGCGAGAUGAACGUCAUUGCCGCCGACAUGUGCACCAAUGCGCGGCGCGUGCGGAAGCGCUGGCUUCCCAAGAUCCAGUCUAUGCUGCCGGACGGGAUGGAGGUGUACCAGGGCUCAGCGGUGGCAGCGGGCGUCAGUCUGGGCAUCGGCGGCCUCCCGGUGGGCAUUCAGCUCCCCUUCGAGCCGGACUUUAAGAACAUGCUACCCUCGGGCCUGAGCCUCUACACCGAGCGCAAGGAAGCCGCGAGAACUCACUUACCACUGGAUGGCGACAGCCCCAAUGUCCAGCAGGAUGGAGGCGAGGAGGAGACACAGGCCGAGGAGGACGAGCAGGAAGAGGCUCAGACCAAUAGCACAGAUGGGACAUUGGGGGCGGGGCCUGUCAAACCAGGAACUGAGGGCGGGGCUGGUGUGGCCACACCCCCUGACAGGCAGCAGCAGGAGGAUGAGUUUGUGGACGACAUGAGACUAAACGGGAAGAUAAACUGAAGAAGCCAGUCGUCAGUUCAUAUCCACCAUGUGAAUAAACACUGAAGGGAGGACUCAAACACACACAGGCAUCGAUCAAGAAGAACACACAAACACACAUGCAUUUGAUUUCGCUCAAACGCUGGAUUUCCAGUUGGACGGUGGCAGGACAUUCAUCAUGUGCUCCAGAGAGCAGAAGGAAAUAACACCCGUGGCACAGCGGGUGACCUUCAUUGUGAAACAUUAUAUUUUUCACAAUAAGUUUAUAAGUUAUCUGACACAGUAUGUCACACAAGUUUAGCAUGUUCCGUUCUUGAGAUCACUUUUCCAUAAAUAUAGCAGUGAAUCUCACUAAAGCAUGACCUAUGGAAGCCUGUUUCCGCCACUGAAUAAAAAAAAAAAAAAAAACUAAGGUUGUGACUUUUUAAUCACUCAAUUUUUCAGAAUUUAUCAGAAUUACAUUAUAAAGACUUGCAGUUGUGAUUUUAUAUCUUGCAAUUCUGACACUAAAACCUGCAAUCGUUAGUUUAUAUCACGCAAUUCUGAAAAAAAGUCAGAAUUGUGAGAUAAAAAGUCGCAAAUACCUUUUUUAUUUUUUAUUCAGUGGCGGAAACGGGCUUCCAUGACCAGAUCACUUCACACCCCAAAAUCAAGAGGAAAUAAGGAUGAAGCCUUUACAAGGGCCAAUGACAUUCAUGUAGCUCCAUCAGUGUAUGUUUACAUGCAUCCAAAUAAUCUGUUUGUGAUCAGAUUGAUGGCUAAAUCUGACUACUUGCUUUCAGUCUGAAUGAAUUUUGAUCGUAUUGAAAGGAGUAGUGUAGACCUGAAAUAAUAAGAUCAACAGGAUAACAUUACGGUUAUAAACACUUGAAAAUGACUAUUUUCUUAAUCAGAUUCAAUAAUACCUUGCAAAUCAUACACAAUUUACAUACUGUAUUUUCACGUCAUACGUACAUUUUAAGAACUGGUCCAUGGAUGAGACGGGAUGUUAACAAAA
Messenger RNA from Carassius gibelio (silver crucian carp), 2889 nucleotides. RefSeq names its product nucleus accumbens-associated protein 2. The record is from RefSeq and is a predicted model, not a curated record. The transcript is spliced from 6 exons. Gene Ontology annotation, molecular function: DNA-binding transcription factor activity, RNA polymerase II-specific; RNA polymerase II cis-regulatory region sequence-specific DNA binding; protein binding. Gene Ontology annotation, biological process: regulation of transcription by RNA polymerase II. Lineage: Eukaryota; Metazoa; Chordata; Actinopteri; Cypriniformes; Cyprinidae. The coding region runs from base 168 to 1913 and encodes 581 amino acids.